AUGAAAAUCAAUGUGGAUGGAUUAUUGGUGUACUUUCCUUAUGAAUAUAUUUAUCCGGAACAAUAUUAUUACAUGAUAGAGCUUAAACGAACUCUGGAUGCUAAGGGUCAUGGUGUACUUGAGAUGCCAUCUGGAACAGGAAAAACAGUCUCUCUUUUGAGUCUUAUUGUUGCCUAUAUGAAAGCAAAACCUGCAGUAGUAUCAAAAUUGAUUUACUGUUCUAGAACCGUUCCAGAACUAGAGAAAGUUGUCGCUGAACUCAAAGUCCUUGACAAAUAUUAUUCUCAGGAGACAAAAGAAAAGGGCUGCAGCCUUUUAGGCGUUGCUCUUAGUUCAAGGAAAAAUUUAUGCAUUGAAAGGUUUGUUCGGCGGGUUGGUGACGGGGCAGAAAUUGAUGCUGCCUGCAGAAAACUAACCGCUUCCUUUGUAAGGGACCGGCGUAAAACAAACACCUCUCUUGCAUACUGUAAAUUUUUUGAGGCAAUAAGUUGCCUGAAAAGAUUUAUCAUCGCAAUUAUUAAAGGAAACAUAUAA
Messenger RNA from Protopolystoma xenopodis, 534 nucleotides. The record is from the annotation of a GenBank genome assembly. Lineage: Eukaryota; Metazoa; Platyhelminthes; Monogenea; Polystomatidea; Polystomatidae.